Penaeus monodon (black tiger shrimp) is the source of this 2415-nucleotide messenger RNA. RefSeq names its product basic proline-rich protein-like. NCBI's taxonomy places the organism in Eukaryota, Metazoa, Arthropoda, Malacostraca, Decapoda, Penaeidae. The transcript is spliced from 16 exons. Bases 1 to 2415 code for a protein of 804 amino acids. The record is from RefSeq and is a predicted model, not a curated record.
AUGGGCUCCCCCCUGAGUGCAGCCAUGGCCUGCCUGUCCAUGGAGACGCUAGAGAGGGAUAACUACAAAAAUAUAAUCGGCAGACGUUCAACUUGGCGUCGUUACGUAGAUGACGUCCUCGUCAUUGUCCCCAGAAGAUCCUCGUACCCACAGACCCUCGUACCCACAGACCCUCGUACCCACAGACCCCCUUACCCACAGACCCUCGUACCCACAGACCUUACCACAGACCUCGUACCCACAGACCCGUACCCACAGACCCCUACCACAGACCCUACCCACAGACCCCCUUACCCACAGACCCUCGUCCACAGACUACCACCCCUGUACCCACAGACCCCUACCCACAGACCCUCAUCCUUCGUCCCCCCAAAACCCCCCUUUCCCCCAAAGGGGGCCCUCGUACCCCCAGAAACCCCCCUUUCCCACAACCCCGACCCCCCAGAACCCCCCUUUCCCACAGACCCUUUGUACCCAAAAGAAACCCGCUUAACCCCCAGACCCCCUUACCCCAAGGGGCCCCCCCGGCCCUCGUCCCCCAAAACCCCCUUAAAACCCCCAGACCCUCGUACCCAAAAAACCUUUUGUAACCCCCAGGGGCCCCGUACCCAACCCUCGGGACCCAAAAAGGGGCCCCCUUACCCACAGACCCUCGUACCCACAGAACCCCCCUUUAACCCCCAGAAACCCCGUUUCCCCAAAAAGACCCCCUUUAACCCCCAGACCCCCCCACCCCCGUACCCACAGGGCCCUCAUACCCACAAUCCUCCUAAACCCCAGGGCCCCCGUACCCCCCAGACCCUCGUCCCCAAAAGACCCUCCUCCCCCCAAAACCCCCUUCCCCCCAGACCCCCGUACCCAAAACCCCCCUUAACCCCCCAGAUUUUCCCCGUACCCACAGGGCCCCCUUUUCCCACCCGACCCUCGUACCCACCAAAACCCCCUUUCCCCCAGACCCUCGACCCACAACCCCCUUACCCCCAAAAACCCCCGGGACCCACAGGGCCCCUCGAAAACCCCCGUACCCAAAAACCCUCUACCCAAGACCCCGUACCCACAGAUCCUCACCCUCGUAAACCCCCAGAACCCCCCUUUCCCACAAUCCUCGUACCCCAGGAAACCCCGUACCCACAGACCCUCGUAAACCCCCAGGGGAACCCCUUUCCCAAAAGACCCUCGGGAAAACCCCAGACCCUCGUAAAACCCCCAAGGGCCCUCGGUCCUCGUACCCCCAGGGCCCCUUUCCCACAGAAACCCCCGUUUCCCCCAGGGCCCCCUUACCCCCCAGACCCUCGUAACCCCCCAGAAACCCCCGGAACCCCCGUACCCCCAGACCCCCAAAACCCCCACCAAAACCCUCGUAACCCCCAAAGGGCCCUUAAACCCCCAGACCCCCUUUUCCCACAACCCCCUUACCCACAGACCCCCUUUUCCCAAAAGAACCCCCACCCCCGUACCCACAAGACCCCGUACCCAAACCCCCUUUUCCCACAGACCCCUUUUUCCCAACAGGGCCCUCCUUUCCCACAAAACCCCUUACCCACCAAGACCCCUGCCCCUAACCCCCAGACCCCUCGGCCCCUUUCCCCAACCCUCGUAAAACCCCCAGACCCCCCUUUCCCCCAGAACCCCCGUACCCACAGGGCCCCCACCCCCCAACCCUCGGCCCUGUACCCACAGGGCCCCUACCCCAAAAACCCCCUUUACCCACAACCCUCACCCUCGUACCCACAGACCCUCGUACCCACAACCCCCCCUUCCCACGACCCCCUUUCCCAAAAGACCCCUUUUCCCAAGAAACCCCCUUACCCACAGGGGCCCUCUUUCCCAGACCCCCUUUACCCACAGCCCUCGUACCCACAGACCCUCUACCCACAGACCCCCUUUUCCCAAGGAAACCCCCGUACCCCCAACCCUCACCCCCCCACCCCCAACCCUCGUACCCCAUACCCCAGACCCCCAACCCCCUUUCCCCCCAAAACCCUCGUUUCCCACAAGGCCCUCGUACCACAAAAGGGCCCUCGUACCCACAACCCUCACCCCCUUAACCCCCAAAACCCCCCGUACCCCAACCCCCUUACCCAAAACCCCCGUACCCCAAGGGCCCCGUACCCACAGAUCCCGUACCACGACCCCCGGGACCCACAACCCUCGUACCCAAAACCCCCUUACCCACGGGGCCCUCGUACCCACAAGGGCCCCCUUUCCACAGACCCUCGUACCCACAAAACCCUGUACCCACAACCCUCGUACCCACAACCCCCCUUUCCCCCAGACCCCCGGCCCUCGUACCCACAGGAAACCCCCGUACCCCAGGGCCCCCUUACCCACAACCCUGUACCCACAAAACCCCCUUUCCCACAGACCCUCGAAAAUAAAAAGUCCGGAAAAGUAAUUAAACCCUAUGAAAAAUAG